GUUUAUUGUAAGAUUUUAAUGUGUAAACAUCGCAUGUGCUGUUCAUUGAGUUUGACGUGACUGAAAAAGAGAGAGAGUUUAAAUUAUGAUAUUGAAAAAUCCAGUAUAUCCCCCGGGGCAUACAGAACAUCAGGAUGAUGGACAUAAAAAGUUAUCAGUAUUUUUCGCUGCACUUUGCAUUAUCGACUUAUUUGGAGUAUUUCCAAUCGUGACAUUACCAAAAUCACUCAUCUCAUGUGGAGUCUAUGCAUUUCCAUUAAUAUUAUUUGUGUUUAGUCUGCAAAUCUACACAGCUGUUGUGCUGGGACGUUGUUGGGUGAUUGCUGAAAAAUUAGAUCCAAGGAUUUUGAGGAAAAAUCGCUAUCCAUAUGCUGCAAUAGCUGAAUUCUCAUAUGGAACUGGAAUGAGGAUAUUUGUCACAGUAUUGCUCGAUUUAACGGUUUUCGGCGCCGGAAUUCCAAAUUUAUUAGUCGCAUCGCAGAAUCUUCAACUUUUGGGAUUAAGGAUAUCGAACGACUCAUUCAACUUCUCAUUCUGUUACUUCCUUCUCAUAAUUGGAUUAUUUCUAUCUCCAUUGAUGUGGCUUGGAUCGCCGAAAAAUAUGAGAUUUCUUGCAAGCAUUUCUGUUUGUAUAUGCACUAGCGUUGCAGUUAUGACGUGGAUUUGCGUGUAUUGGGAGACUGAUGAUCCUGCUGUGACACCAAUUGAAGAAUUUGAUCCGAAACAUCCACCUUGGAUGAAUUUACUUAAAGCAUACGGAAUUAUCGCCUUCCAAUUUGACAUCCACCCAAUGUUGCUUACAAUUCAAGUCGAUAUGCAGGACAAGACGAAAAUUGGUCGUGCUGUUUUUAGUGGCAUAGUUUUUACAUGCAUGCUCUCACUAAUCACAACAUUUAUGGUAUUUUAUACGUAUGAGCAGUCAAUAGCAUCAAAUGUUCUAGAAUCGCUACCUAAGAGUUGGACGCUUUAUGUGAUUAUUUUAUUAGUCACAUUGCAGCUUUGUUUAUCGAGUGCUGUGGGAAAUAGUGCAUUGUUUCAACAUAUUGAGGAUCUGUUGGGAAUUCAAAGACACUUCAACAUUGGGCGAUGCAUUGUGCGGAGUAUAUUGGUAUGGUUGGCAGUUUUCCUUGGCGAACUCAUACCUAAAUUCGAUCUGGUCAUGGGCGUUAUUGGAGGAACAUUGACUGGUCCAUUAAUCUUUAUCUUGCCACCACUCUUCUAUACCAAACUGCUGCAACUCGAGAAAAUUCAUGACGAGGAAAUGAGAAUUUUGAUGCUUGAAGAAUACAUGAAUGACGAAGAUCCAUUAAUAAAAUUACCAAAAUAUGGUGCGAUUGCUGAAUUUCAUUCAACUAGUGAUGAGUCACUUGCGUCUAGAUGUCAAGAAGGAAUAAUGAAGCUACUGAGAAGUGAAUGUACAUUGUCGAUUGUUGUCAUAGUUUUUGGAAUCUUAGCAACACUAACGUCAACGUUCUUUAACAUGAAGGAUUUUCAGAAUUUUAGUUUUUGGUCACCCUGUAUUCGAGUUUUCACUGAAGAUACUCAACAACCAUAAAUGACUGUUUAUAUGUAGGAAAAUAUAUUCAAUUAGACAGCUACUUAUUCAAUUAUCAUGUAAUUUUAAGUGGAUACAAUAUUUUUAAAUGUUGAAGAGGGGGUGUUGGUCACCCUGUAUUUUAAAUAUUCCAUAAAUCAAGAUCUUUGAAAAUUGUCCAAAGAAUUGACACAUUGCUCUAGAUAUUCCGCAUAAUCAGAACUUGAAUCUAUCCAUGCUUAUCAGUCCCAGCCAAUCAUUCCACUCUGUAAUCAAAUUAAAUUGAAAAUAAAACACAAAAAUCCUUAAACUUUAAUUUUUCGAAAAAGAUUUUUCAUUUUUAUUUGGCAUUGUUGUUGAUUUUGUUUUUUGUUUAUCAUUCCGAUGAAGCAGAAAUUGGUGAAAAUGAGAAAAUGUUUUAUAUAAUUUAAGUUACAAAAAUUAUUGUAUACAAUUUCUAACCUUUAAAUAGUUCACAUUUUUUACGUCAGUAUCUUAAAAAAGUUUUUAAUAAUAAAAAAAAAUCAUUUUUCUGUCCUAAAAUGAGUUAAUAUAUUAAAUAUGUUAAGAUGAUUUUCAUUGGAGUAUAUUUCGUGUUUUUUUUUGAACUAUAAAUUAUGAAAUUUAUUUUUCAUCUAUUUCUUUAAAUAUGAUGACACGAUUGAUAGUAUCUAUGACUCUAUUGGACCAAGUUCUUGAGUUUUACUUUCACUAUUUUUUUUGUCUAUUUUAGUUUUUUUAUAUUGAACACAAAUGAAUGAUAUUCUGGAUGAGUUAAGCAAGUGUUGUGGCUAGAAUUGAAAUUUUAUGAGAUGAUUUAGGCAUCUUCUGAUUUCAACUAUAGUUUCCUGGUGUGAAGUUAGAUUGAAGUUUAAGAAAUUAUUUGAAUAUUCCAAACCUGGUUGUUUAAGGUUAUCUUAAUUAAAUUGUCAGCCUAACAUCACACUAGUAUUCUACCAUUACUGCAUUUUCAAAAUUUAAAAUUUUUUUUGGAAUUUAUUAAAAUUUGAAUUUUAAAAAUAUUUUGAAUGAGUUUUUAAAUAACUUCAGUUGAAAAAGUCUUUAAUUUUUGAGUAUAAAAAAUGACUCAGUUUUGAAGGAAAUGCGUCAAAAAAAUUAUUUCAAAUAAAAGUAAAUUUCUACUCAAAUUCAUAUUUUGAGUUUCUGUCCAAUUUUCAAUCCAAUAAAUUUAAUUUACGUUGUUCAAUAUCUAGGGCAGUGACUUUCGUUAAGAAAUUCAUUGUUAAAUGUUUUAUUAAAUAUGUUUUUUUUGAUGUUUUAUUUAAACUCUUUAUAAAGGUACGGUAAUUAUUGUGUUCAAUCAUUAACUCCUUGUGCAACUUUUUUUCAUUGCUAAUCAUUAAAAUUUUUCAUCUUGCUCGGAAAUAAAUGAUUAUUAAAACCUGUGCACAUGCUUCAAGCUGCGAAAAAAAGUUUGUUUUUAAAGAAUUGUGUCAAUAAGUCUUGCUUAAUAAAUUUGCCAUGCUGUCUGACAUUAAAUCAUGCAGGUGUUUUAGUUCCUUAGACAAAUUAUUUUAAUGAGCUUUAAAUUUUUAUGCUGCUUAAGUUUCUGAUUAUAUUAUUGAUGGAUUUAAUAUUUUGACGGAUGAGGAAGGGGGUGGGGGCAUGCAUAUGACACGGGAAAAUUAAAGUUUUUUGGAUUUAAAUUAAAAUUUCAAAAAUUUUGAUUUUAAAAUUUUAAAAAAUUAUUGUUUUUAUAAUUUAUCAUUUUUGAUUUUUUAAAAAUAUUUUCAAAUUAAUUCCUAAGCUAAAAUCUCUUAAAAUUUAAAUAUAACCCAAUUUUCCCCCAACCCAUCCUUAUUCCUUACACAUUCCUCAUUAAUAAUUUUGCUAGGCUAAUUAAUAUAUUAUUUUUGAUUAAAAAUCUUCAACAUCUAUUCUUUGAAGUGCACAAGCUUUUUUUUCUUUUUAUAAAAAUUCGAAUUCAUGCUACUCGUUCAUAUCAAUAUUGCCAAAAUAUGUAAAUCAUUUUGAUUUUUAUAUGCGUUAAAUUUACAAUCAGAACAUUUUUUUCUUCAUUUUUUUAUCCUUUAAUAAUUUUCUUAAUAUUUUUUUUUCAUUCCAUCCAUCAUAUUUAGCAUCUUUCUAAAACGAAAUUUAAAUCAUAUCACUUUGUGAUGAAUCUAGGAAGAUAAUAACUUAAUGCAUGCUAGCAUGCAUGCGAAUAAAAAUAAAAUUCGAGGAUUUCUCAACGAGGGGGUUUUAUAGGAUUUUUGACAUAAAUUUAUUAAUUGAUUUUUAAUGAAAUUUUCCUGAAUUAACUUAAAUGACUUUUUUUGAGGUUGACAUUUCAAAUUUAAAAAAAUUGAUUUAAGAUUUUUUUUUUCAAAUUUUGUAAUACUUUUUGAAAUUUGAUUUUUGUUAACUUUUUUAUAUUCGA
This is a messenger RNA of Chironomus riparius, 3935 nucleotides long. The record is from the annotation of a GenBank genome assembly. Lineage: Eukaryota; Metazoa; Arthropoda; Insecta; Diptera; Chironomidae.